Molecule: messenger RNA, 864 nt
Organism: Lizanozyma spartinae
Lineage: Eukaryota; Fungi; Ascomycota; Pichiomycetes; Serinales; Debaryomycetaceae
Gene: IPP1
Product: inorganic diphosphatase
Exons: 1
Coding region: 1-864 (287 amino acids)
Biological process (GO): phosphate-containing compound metabolic process
Cellular component (GO): nucleus; cytoplasm
Molecular function (GO): inorganic diphosphate phosphatase activity; magnesium ion binding
Source: RefSeq, a predicted model, not a curated record
AUGUCUUACACCACACGUCAAAUCGGAGCUGCUAACACCUUGGAUUACAAGGUCUUCAUUGAACAAAAUGGUGUUCCAGUGUCCCCUUUCCAUGACAUUCCUUUAUAUGCCAACAAGGAAAAGACUAUCUUGAACAUGAUCGUUGAAGUCCCAAGAUGGACCAACGCCAAGUUGGAAAUCUCCAAGGAACAAAAGUUGAACCCAAUUAUUCAAGAUACCAAGAAGGGUAAAUUGAGAUUUGUUCGUAACUGUUUCCCUCACCAUGGUUACAUCCACAAUUACGGUGCUUUCCCUCAAACUUGGGAAAACCCUAACGUUUCCCACCCUGAAACGAAGGCUGUUGGUGACAACGAUCCAUUGGAUGUUUGUGAAAUUGGUGAACAAGUUGCCCACGUUGGUCAAGUUAAGCAAGUCAAGGUCUUAGGUGUCAUGGCUCUUUUGGAUGAAGGUGAAACUGACUGGAAGGUUAUUGUCAUUGACGUCAACGAUCCAUUGGCUCCUAAGUUAAACGACAUUGAAGAUGUCGACACUCACUUGCCCGGUUUACUUAGAGCUACUAAUGAAUGGUUCAGAAUUUACAAGAUUCCAGAUGGAAAGCCAGAAAACCAAUUCGCUUUCAGUGGUGAAUGUAAGAACAAGAAGUACGCUGAAGCUAUUAUUACUGAAUGUGCUGAAGCUUGGGAAAAGUUGAUCAAGGGUGAAAUUGACCCUAAGGAUAUUGACUUGACUAACUCCACCUUGACCACCACCCCAUCUUACUCUACCUCUGUUGCAGAAGAGAUCCCUGCUCCUUCUCCAUUGGCAGCUGCUCCUAUUGACAAGUCAGUUGAUAAGUGGUUCUUCAUCUCUGGUGGUCACCACUAA